This is a messenger RNA of Lutra lutra (Eurasian river otter), 893 nucleotides long. RefSeq names its product SAP domain-containing ribonucleoprotein-like. Bases 18 to 650 code for a protein of 210 amino acids. Gene Ontology annotation, biological process: poly(A)+ mRNA export from nucleus. The transcript has a single exon. Gene Ontology annotation, cellular component: nucleus. Lineage: Eukaryota; Metazoa; Chordata; Mammalia; Carnivora; Mustelidae. The record is from RefSeq and is a predicted model, not a curated record.
ACCAGAGGAGUAACAAGAUGGUGGCGGAGACGGUGGAGCUCCAUAAACUGAAGCUUGCUGAACUUAAGCAGGAAUGUCUUGCUCGUGGUUUGGAGACCAAGGGAAUAAAACAAGAUCUCAUCAACAGGCUCCAGGCAUAUCUUGAAGAGCAUGCUGAAGAGGAGGCAAAUGAAGAAGAUGUACUGGGACAUGAAACAGAGGAAGAAGAACCAAAGCCCGUAGAACUGCCUGUCAAAGAGGAAGAACCCCCCGAGAAAACUGUUGAUGUGGCAGCAGAGAAGAAGGUGGUAAAAAUUACAUCUGAGAUACCACAGACUGAGAGAAUGCAGAAGAGAGCUGAACGAUUCAAUGUACCUGUGAGCUUGGAGAGUAAGAAAGCUGCCCGGGCAGCAAGAUUUGGGAUUUCUUCAGUUCCAUCAAAAGGUCUGUCAUCUGAUGCCAAGCCUAUGGUUAACCUGGAUAAACUAAAGGAAAGAGCUCAAAGAUUUGGUUUGAAUGUCUCUUCAAUCUCCAGAAAGUCUGAAGAUGAUGAGAAGCUGAAAAAGAGGAAGGAGCGAUUUGGGAUUGUUACAAGUUCAGCCGGAACAGGAACCACAGAGGAUACAGAAGCAAAGAAGAGGAAAAGGGCAGAGCGCUUUGGGAUUGCCUGAUGAAAAGCUCUUAAUGCUUUCUGUUCUCCAGUGGUUUCCAUCUCUCUGACUUUUCUUGGUCAUAUAUAUACAUAAAUGCACAGUCAUGUGCCUAGGCCCUGCCUUGCAAUGAGAUAGCAUGUACCCCGGGUACAUCCAGGAACUUCAGCAGCAGUUUGACUCAUUGCUGUUCCAACUUUAAGGUUGUUGUUCUUGUGUUGUUGUUUUUUAAUUAUUAUUUUGCUUGUUAAUAAAAAACAAAUA